Messenger RNA from Protomyces lactucae-debilis, 1857 nucleotides. RefSeq names its product P-loop containing nucleoside triphosphate hydrolase protein. The annotation marks the transcript as partial. Gene Ontology annotation, cellular component: membrane. Lineage: Eukaryota; Fungi; Ascomycota; Taphrinomycetes; Taphrinales; Protomycetaceae. Gene Ontology annotation, biological process: transmembrane transport. Gene Ontology annotation, molecular function: ABC-type transporter activity; ATP hydrolysis activity; ATP binding. The record is from RefSeq and is a predicted model, not a curated record. The transcript has a single exon.
UGGCUCCUGUAUCUCAAAAAGUUCACAAUCUUUUUUCCUCAUCUCUGGCCGAAGGGCAAUAUCAAAUUGCAAAGCAUCAUUGUCUUUUGUGGCUUGCUCCUUGUGGUGGCCCGUGUUUUGAAUGUUUUGGUUCCGCGUCAGCUCGGCAUCGUAGCUGACGAACUUUCCGGCGAUGUGCCUGCUAGUACUACGCAUAUUUGGCUCAUGGUAUUGCUAUAUGUCUUCUAUCGCUUUCUGCAAGGCAAUAUGGGCGUCAUCGGUGCUCUCCGCGCUUACUUGUGGAUCCCUGUCGGUCAGUACACGUAUCGGUCGCUUGCUGUCAGCUCCUUCCAGCAUGUGCACUCACUCAGUCUCGAUUUUCACAUUGCCAAGAAGACGGGAGAGGUUCUCAGUGCGCUAGACAAAGGCAGUGCCAUCAAUGGCUUUUUGGAACAGCUCGCCUUCAAUGUCUUGCCCGUUAUUGUGGAUCUUUUUGUGGCAAUUGUGUACUUUUUUGUUCAAUUCGAUGCCUACUUUGCGCUGAUUGUCGCCAUGAUGACUGCUACAUAUCUGUAUGCUACAGUCAAGAUUACAGAAUGGCGCACAGGCAUCCGCAGGGACAUGGUCAACAAGUCGCGUGAGGAGUAUGCCGUCAAGGCAGACAGCAUCACCAAUUAUGAGACUGUCAAGUACUUUAACGCUGAAGCAUGGGAGUUCAACCGAUAUGAGGAAGCUGUCAAGACAUAUCAGUCGGCUGAAUGGAAGGUCCUCGGAUCGCUCAACGUCAUGAAUGUUACGCAGAAUCUCAUCUUUGCACUCGGCCUUCUCGCCACAUGUCUGCUGAGUGCCUACCGCGUGACUUACGGCCAAGCGACCGUGGGCAGCUUUGUCGCUCUGUUGACAUACAUGGCACAACUGCAGGGACCACUCAACUUCUUUGGUACACUCUACCGCAGCUUGCAAUCGAAUCUGGUCAACGCAGAGCGUAUGCUCGAGCUCUUUACCCAAGGCGCCAGUAUCAAGGACAAGCCUGACGCCAAGCAGAUGGAACUACAAAAGGGCGAGGUAGUCUUUGACAAUGUCCAUUUCGCCUAUGACGCUCGCAAACCAGCUCUUCGGGGUCUUUCAUUUGUUGCCAAGCCCGGCAUCCUCGCUCUUGUUGGUGAGUCGGGGGCUGGCAAGACAACCAUUUUGCGGACCUUGUUUCGCUUCUACGAUGUGCAACAAGGUAGUAUCUUGAUUGAUGGUCAAGACAUUCGAGAUGUACGCAUCAAGUCUUUGCGAGAACAGAUUGGUGUUGUGCCUCAAGAUACCGUUUUGUUCAAUGACACAAUCAUGUUCAAUAUUCGCUAUGCAAAGCCUGACGCCACAGACGAAGAGGUCUUUGAAGCAGCGCGAAAGGCUCAGAUCCACGAUAAGAUCGUCGAUUGGCCAGAUGGCUACAAUUCCAAAGUUGGUGAGCGUGGUCUAAGGCUGUCUGGUGGCGAGAAGCAACGAAUUGCAAUCGCAAGGACCAUUUUAAAGAAUCCACGAAUUAUUCUCCUGGAUGAGGCAACCAGUGCUUUGGACACGACGACCGAACGACAGAUUCAAGGCGCGUUGGAUGAGCUAUCACGAGGGCGGACGACUCUUGUCAUUGCACAUCGGCUUUCGACCAUUAUUGGAGCGGAUCUUAUCUUGUGUCUCAAAGAUGGCGUUGUUGUCGAGCAAGGCACGCAUGAAGAAUUACUCCGGAAGGCAGAAGAGAAUGGUGGCAAGGGCGAAUACUAUGACAUGUGGCAAAAGCAGAUUCGGGCUGAGAAGCGCAUGAAGCGGCGGCAACCUGACGGUGACGAGACUGAGACGGCGGAGACGAGUGAUGCAGAAGGCACGCGUGAG